AUGAGGGGAGGUAGCAGACACCUCAACGAUGAGGAGGGUGUCAGUGGAUGUGAGGACUGUAUCAUCAUCAGUGGGACCUGCAGUGGCCAGUCUUCAGACACCAAGACCGUUCCUUUGAUCCAAGUCUCGGAGGGAAUCUGCAGAGUGGAUAGCAGAGGCUGCAGAACAAGCUCACGACCAUCCAAGAUGAAAGUCUCCAGCCUGAUUAGUUAUGUUCAGGACCUCACAGGAGAUGAAGAUGAAGAUAGGGAUGGUGAGGUGGGGGACAGCAGCGGCUCUGGCACUCCAGUGAUGCCCAAACUCUUCUGGGAGACCAGGACACCCUCUAAAACCCCAGCAGGAAGUCCCCGCUUGCUGAGCCCAGGCUCCUCUCACCACUCACAGACCUGCAUAGAAAAUGAGGCUAAGUCCCUCAGUUGGCAAGCCACCACUUCAACAAGUACACCCUGGCUGUGCCCAGCCAGUCCUUACCCCAUCAUUGACCUCACAGAUGAAGAUGUGAUACCGCAGAGCAGCAGUACCCUGUCCAGUGACUUGAGCCAGGUUGGCCAUCAGGGCGACAUGGAUACCUCCCAGGUGGAUGCAGAGGACAGAGAUGGAGACAGUACUGAGUAUCAGAAAGCCAGGGUGCGAGCUGGCAAGACCUUCCCCAGCAGCCCUGGAGAGUCACUGGAGGACCAGCUGAAGCCCAUGCUGGAGUGGGCCCAUGGGGGCCUCAAGCCCACUGGGAUCGAGGGCCUCAAACCCAACAACAAGCAACCAGAGAACAAAAGUCAAAGAUGCACAACCGAUGACUCUGCCGCUUCUGAGUACUGUACCCCACCCAAGCGCCUCAAGACAAAUAGCUCUGGUGGGAAGGACCGAGGGGAGGAUGAGGAGAGCCGAGAAUGGAUGGCUUCUGAUGUCACCAACAACAAGGGCAAUCUGGAAGACCGCUGUUUGUCCUGCGGUAAGAAGAACCCUGUGUCCUUCCACCCCCUCUUUGAGGGUGGGCUCUGUCAGACUUGCCGGGAUCGCUUCCUGGAGCUCUUCUACAUGUAUGACGAGGAUGGCUAUCAGUCCUACUUGUUUGAUGGAAUUGCGACAGGGUACUUGGUGCUCAAGGAGUUGGGUAUUAAAGUGGAAAAGUACGUUGCCUCCGAAGUCUGUGCAGAAUCCAUCGCUGUGGGAACAAUUAAGCAUGAAGGCCAAAUCAAAUAUGUGGAUGACAUCAGGAACAUUACAAAGGAACAUAUUGAAGAGUGGGGCCCAUUUGACCUGGUGAUUGGUGGAAGCCCAUGCAAUGAUCUUUCCUGUGUGAAUCCUAUCAGGAAAGGCCUGUUUGAGGGCACUGGCCGGCUCUUCUUUGAGUUUUACCGAUUGCUAAAUUAUUUACGCCCUGAGGAAGAGGAUGACCGUCCAUUCUUUUGGAUGUUUGAGAAUGUGGUAGCCAUGGAGGUUGGUGACAAGAGGGACAUCUCACGAUUCCUGGAGUGUAACCCAGUGAUGAUAGAUGCCAUCAAGGUUUCUGCUGCUCACAGGGCCCGGUACUUCUGGGGUAACCUACCCGGAAUGAACAGGCCCGUGAUAGCUUCAAGGAAUGAUAAGCUCGAGCUGCAGGACUGCUUGGAGUUCAGUAGGACAGCAAAGUUAAAGAAAGUGCAGACAAUAACCACCAGGUCAAACUCCAUCAGGCAGGGGAAAAACCAGCUUUUCCCUGUAGUCAUGAAUGGGAAGGACGACAUUCUGUGGUGCACUGAGAUCGAAAAGAUCUUCGGCUUUCCUGCUCACUACACAGACGUGUCCAACAUGGGCCGUGGCACCCGCCAGAAGCUGCUGGGAAGGUCCUGGAGUGUGCCAGUCAUCAGACACCUGUUUGCUCCCUUGAAGGACUACUUUGCAUGUGAAUAGUUCUACCCAGGACUGGGGAGCUCUGGGGACUUGGGGUUAGUGGCCAGAAGAGUUAGGAGUCAUACUGAUCCUUGAAGCACCCCAGCUCUGCCCUUCCUCUGCUCGCCUCUGUGGGGUCUCACUAUACAUACAGUCAGCUCUCUCCUGCUCAGUGGUAGCAGAGCCUCCAGGCUCUACAGGGGAACUCCCUGUGCACAGCUCAGACUAGCAUCUUAGAGCGGCCCAACAUGCUUCUCACGUUUUUCUCGUCUAAGACUUUAAAACCAAGCCAGGCAGUGGUGGUGUACGCCUUUCUUCCCAGUAUUUGAGAGGCAGAGGCCAGCCUGAUCUAAAGAGUGAGUUCCAGGACAGCCAGGGCUACACAGAGAAAUCCUGUGUUGAAAAACCAAAACAAUCCAACUAACUAACAAACCAAACCAAAAAAACAAUAGGAGAGCCACGUGGCAACGUGGGGAAAGCCUUGCUGUGUUUCCACACUCUUUACUGCAUUUUAGGCAGUGGCAUAAGAGUUUACCGUUUUGUUUAAUUAAAGUCAGUAUUUCUCAGCAA
Molecule: messenger RNA, 2439 nt
Organism: Mastomys coucha (southern multimammate mouse)
Lineage: Eukaryota; Metazoa; Chordata; Mammalia; Rodentia; Muridae
Product: DNA (cytosine-5)-methyltransferase 3C-like
Exons: 17
Coding region: 1-1890 (629 amino acids)
Biological process (GO): negative regulation of transcription by RNA polymerase II
Cellular component (GO): nucleus
Molecular function (GO): DNA binding; DNA (cytosine-5-)-methyltransferase activity, acting on CpG substrates
Source: RefSeq, a predicted model, not a curated record